CAGAGCAGACCUGAGUCAGAGGGCUCUCAGACACCCAAGCCCCAGAUAGCCUAGCUGCUGCUACUCUUUCCAGGAGGCUAUCCUAGAUUCUGGGCACAGUGACUGCAGGAGGGAACAUGGAGAAGCUGUCACUGUAUUUCCUGGUCAUCAUUAGCCUCCCUAGUGCUUUUUCCCAGACAGACAUGCGCAAAAAGGCCUUUGUGUUUCCCGUAGCGUCGGAAAAUUCCUUUGUGAGGCUGACUGCGCACAUAACUAAGCCGCUCACGGCCUUCACCGUGUGCCUGGGUGCCUACACCGACCUGACCCGAGACUAUAGCCUCUUCUCUUUUGCCACAAAGAAAGAAAGUAAUGAGAUCCUCCUCUUCAGGGGAAAGACUGGCACGUACAGUGUAUCGGUGGGUGGAGCUGACGUUUAUUUCAGGCCUCCUGAGCGUUUUCCUGCACCAACGCACUUCUGUAUGACCUGGGAGUCCACCACGGGGAUUACAGAGCUGUGGGUGGAUGGGAAGCCCAUGGUGAGGAGGAGUCUGAAGAGGGGAUACUCUUUGGGAACAGAGGCAAGCAUCAUCCUGGGACAGGAGCAGGACUCAUUUGGUGGGAGCUUUGAGGAAAACCAGUCUUUCGUUGGAGACAUUGGCGAUGUGAACAUGUGGGACUAUGUGUUGUCACCAGAAGAGAUUAGCUCUGCCUAUUCUGGUGGGACCCUCCAGCCUAACGUCCUUAACUGGCGGGAGCUGGAGUAUAACACACAUGGUGACGUGUUCGUCAAACACCAGCUAUGGUCCUGAGGCCCUUUUGUGAAUCCUGAAGUUGUCUUCUGGGGAUUACACCUUACAUUUCUCUUGUCUCUGGCUCUGGUGUUUUACCUACCGCCCUGCAAACUGGGCUCUUGUGCCCUGGGGGGAGUGUAUUUCCUGCUGCUUUCACCACUUUUUUUCCAUCAGUAGAGGGUCUUACACAUCUCCACAUUAGAAUUACCAGGCCACACCCCAAGCCAAUUAAAUAUGUUUUCAGCAGA
Messenger RNA from Hippopotamus amphibius kiboko, 1018 nucleotides. It is a transcript of the gene CRP, whose product is annotated as C-reactive protein. Lineage: Eukaryota; Metazoa; Chordata; Mammalia; Artiodactyla; Hippopotamidae. The transcript has 2 exons. Gene Ontology annotation, molecular function: low-density lipoprotein particle binding; complement component C1q complex binding. Gene Ontology annotation, biological process: innate immune response. The record is from RefSeq and is a predicted model, not a curated record. The coding region runs from base 117 to 788 and encodes 223 amino acids.